Culicoides brevitarsis is the source of this 1837-nucleotide messenger RNA. RefSeq names its product dual specificity protein phosphatase 13B. Gene Ontology annotation, biological process: negative regulation of MAPK cascade; protein dephosphorylation. The transcript is spliced from 4 exons. The coding region runs from base 221 to 889 and encodes 222 amino acids. Lineage: Eukaryota; Metazoa; Arthropoda; Insecta; Diptera; Ceratopogonidae. The record is from RefSeq and is a predicted model, not a curated record. Gene Ontology annotation, cellular component: cytoplasm. Gene Ontology annotation, molecular function: MAP kinase phosphatase activity; protein tyrosine/serine/threonine phosphatase activity.
CGCUCGUUCCGGUAUUCGAAAAAUAAUUUCAAAAAUAUUUUUAUAAAAAAAAAAUUUUUUUUUACCUUUGAUAUUAAAUUAAAAAUUCUAAAAAUAAAAAAAAUAAUGAAAAAUUGUUAAAAAAAAGUGCAAUUUUAUAAAUAAAAAAAUCUUAAAAAUUAAAAAAUUAAUUUUUCAUAAAAAUAAAACACUUAAAAACACAUCAAACAAAAAAUAAAAAAUGUCGUGGAGAUACGCGUACUUACCUGGUAGCUACCGAUCAAAAUCCGAAUCGAAGAAAAUGACAAACUACGAACAAACGACGGGACGACAACUCCAACGGAUAUUGCACUAUUCCGUGACGCCUUGUAGACCAUUGCCGGGCUUUCGACGAUCAACAGAUGCGCACUUUGAUGUCGAUUGCGACGAAGUUUAUCCCAGACUUUAUAUUGGAGAUGCUAACGCUGCCAAAAACAAACAGUAUUUGAAGAUCAUGGGAUUCACACAUGUGCUAAAUGCCGCCGAAGGAACUCGUUUCGGGCAAGUUGAUACAGGCCAUUCAUACUAUCGUGACAUGCAAAACAUGAGCCGAAAAACCAAUUUCAGAUACAUGGGCUUCCCGCUGAUCGAUCAGCCCAGCAGCGACAUCUCCCGUUACUUUUACAUCGCAGCCAAAUUCAUCGAGAACGGCAUCAACAGCGGCGGAAAGGUUCUCGUUCACUGCAUGGUUGGCAUGUCACGAUCCGCCACAUGCGUCUUGGCUUAUCUGAUGAUUUGCAAACGGAUGUCGGCAACGGAGGCAAUUCGCACGGUACGCAUGCAUCGCGAUAUUCGACCCAACGACGGUUUCAUUCAACAAUUAGCUGACUUGGACAAUGAGUUGAGACGCGAACGGGAUCGUUGUUAUUAAAAAAAAAUAUGGAAGAAAAUUUAAAAAAAAAAUAAAUAAAAAAAUGUUUAAAUUAUAAGUUGAUAAAAAAUAGAAAUAAUCAAAAUAAUAUGCAUUAAUUUAGAGUUUAAGAAAAGAAAAGCGCUAGAAGCGAUAUUUUUAAUAAAAAAUUUUAUUUUUUUAUAAUUAUUAUUUUUUAAAUUAAAUUAAACCAAAAAUAUGACUUAAAAAGUCUUUAAAAGAAUUUCAAAUAUUUAAAAAAAAUAAUAUUUAAUUUAUAUUUUUAUUUUAAAAAAAAAUAUUUUUUAAGAUUUAAAGAACUAACCCAUUCCUUUUAAAUAAAUUUGUUAAAUUAAAUUGUCAAAGAAAAAAAAUAAUUAAAAAUAUAGUUUGAAAAUUUUAUUGAAAAAAAAAUUUAGAUUGUAACUCAGGAUACAACGGAAAAAAAUAAAUAAAUUCAAAAAUGAUGAGAAAAAAUAAUUUAAAUUAAAAAAUAAAAUUAAAAUUAAGACACUUGCACCGGAUUGUGAGUUAUUCAAAUGUUCAAGAGUGACUUAAAAUUAUCGAAAAAUUUAUAGAUGUGGCUAUUUAAUUUAUUUCAAAAAAAUAAAAUAAAAAAUUUAUUGAUAGAAAAGUGGUUCUUAUAUUGCAAAGAAAAUUAACAGACGAUAAAAGAAGUGCAAAUAACAAACCAAAAUUUAAAGCUAAGUCAAAAAAAAAAAUAAAAUAUUAAAAAAAUAAGCAAAUAUAUAACAUAAAUUUUAAGAAAAAUAAAUAUUUAAUAAAUAAAACACAAAAUAUAAAAUUUAUUCAAUAUAUAUUGAGAGAAAAUAUGCAAUUUUUUUAAAGAAAAAAUUUAUGAAAAUAAUUUAUAUGAUUAACAAUAAAAAAAAACAUUUAAAAUGAAAAGGAGAAACUUUAUGAGCAAAGAUAGAAAAUUUAUGUGAAAAAGAUGAUAUUUAAUAAAAA